CACAGCAACUUCCUACUCGGCCUUGGCUGAGACGACGACAACGGCGUCAAAAGUUAAUUGAAACGCGUGAUUCCGUCUGCAAGCCACUGUGUUUGCCACGGCUGAUUGUGAAAAAAGAAUUUUUCUCGAGAGAAUUGUUUGUCAAUCAACGAGAUGGGUGGCUACGCGAGCAGAAUCGCGUCGAUGUCAAAUACGGCCGUGCAUGUGUAUCGAGGAUGCAAACGUAAAUACAUCGAGGAGUACGACAACGACUCGGAGUCCGAGUACAUCGAGCGAACACUUCAAACGCCAAAAAAGAGAAAAUUGCUCACGACGGCACAGUACAUAUACAAAACUCUGUUCCAAGAGGAGAAAGGCAGUGACAUAACUGUUCUCAUACUUGGAAGAGCAUGGAGAUUACACAAAGUUUAUAUCAGUCAGAGUCCAUAUUUUGCUAGUAUGUUUUCUGGUUCCUGGAGAGAGGCCAAUGAGAAAGUCAUUAAAGUUGAAAUCACAGAUCCAAAUAUUACAAUGAAUUCAUUGUCUGUAGUUUUGGGCUCUCUCUAUCAAGACGAAGUCAAUUUGGAACCAAAAGAAGUUGUUUCCAUUCUGGCCACAUCCACUCUGUUUCAAUUGCAAGGCUUAAUAGAUGAGUGUGCAGACAUCAUGAUAGAAACCACAAAUAGCGAAACUGUUGUGCCAUAUUAUAACGCAGCUGUGUCAUAUGGCGUGCCUAAUGUUAAAGCAGCUGCAAAACGUUGGCUGGAAGUGAAUUUGUUGAGUUACGGAUGGCGACAUCCGUCCUUUUUGAAGCAAAUCGCACCGGACUUAAUGGAAGAAUUAGUUGCCAGUCCCGAUUUAGUAGUUUUGCAAACAGAGUUUUGUAUAUACAUGAUGUUACGUGUAUGGUUGUUUGCACAUACCCAAGAUUACGAGGAAACAUUAAAUAUUGAUGAAUAUUUUAAAAAUCACAAAUGGACAGAACCGUUUUUAACGACUGAAGAAGGCAAAGAUUACGCAGCACCUUUCAUGGCACUAAGAAUGAAAUAUUUAUUGUUGCACGAACAAGAUGACAAAAUCUUAUAUAGUGAUAAUUUAAUACCACCAAGUUGGUUACAUGAUGCUUAUAGAGAGCAAUGGCUUCAUUUAUUAAGAGUCGAUGGGAAUAAAGAUAGAGGUCCGGAACAAAUGACAGAAGAAGAAUUUUCAAAGGAAUGUUUUCGCUGCGGUAGAUGUGUCGAAAAGCCAGGCGAACAUAUUUGGAGAUGGAAGGCAUUUCACUACGGACUGGACUUACUAAUGAGUUUAGAUAACACCACAUUGCGCAUCGAGAGAAAUCACAGAGUAGACUCGGAGCACAUUAAAGCCAAUCAUAAAGAACACAAAAUUUUAAUAAAGGUCUGUCUAUUUUCAUUGGACGAACAACGUCAGGUGAAGCACGUCCAAAAUUCGGGCAUGCGAAGACUACGUUUAAAGAGAAAUACAGAACGCAUUUUUUUUCAGCACGAAAUAAUGUGCCUCGAUAGGCAGCUAACUUAUCCCUUGUAUAUAUCGGUUAACAUGCAACUAGUCACUCCGCUCGCGUUGGAAGAAAAGAAGGCACCAAUCGACACGAUACUCUCGGACACUUAGCAUUUCAAGACUCGAUAUGUUUCAAAUAUACGAAGGACGCGGGUUUUUCAUCUGUUGCUUUGUAAUAUAUAUUCCGUUUAAUUAUUACGAAUAUUAGGUAAGUUCGUAGACACACGUUUAACAUCCGAGAAGAGACCAAAUUAUAAAAAAAAAAAAAUAAGUGAUUUAUCUCCUUCGAUCGAAUUUUUUUAAGGCAAAACCGAAACUUUAAAUUUUUACUAAAAGGAUAUGUCAUUAAUGUAAAAAUGAACGUAACGUGAAAAAAUUUGGAUAUCCUGCAUUAUCACUGUUUCUUGUAUAUUGAUAUAAUCGAUGCAUUUGAUACUAAUGUGAUUUACAACUAAUAGUCAUUCCACGAGUUUGAGUAAGUUUUUUUGUCGUGUUAGACUUUAGUCUUUCCUGUUUCACACUGGAGAACUAAUGGUGCAUAAAAAUACUGUAAGUACUUCUGAUGAUUCACAUCAGAAUCAAUUUUAAACAUGUUACCUUCUGACUGAAUAAAAACCGCAUCACUAAUAGUUUAGUAAGUUAAAUAUAAAUGUACAGGCACAACGCUAAUUCUUCUUAGAACCAGACUUGAUUUAUGUACACUUUUUUUGGUUUUUGUUUACACGUUAGUCUGGAAAUAGAUUUGUCAGAUAGUUCACUUAAAAAAUGUUGUUAGAGAAAAGAACUGAUUUUUCUUUUGUGAUGUUUAGUCCGAGUUAUAAAAGUGAUCAGUUUUUUUUUUUAAGUGUUUCGAAUCUUUGUUUGAAACAAAAAUGAAUAUUCGAAUGUCUGUCAAGAAGUUUUCGAACGCAGAUAAAAAUUUAAAAAUAUAUAUACGCUUUUUUUUACUAGCACACUUGUGUAGCAGUUACUUAAUUUUCAUCGCGACACACUACCCGAAAGACUGUUCGUAUCGCGUGUGUGUCGUAACUGCAGUAUUAAAGUUUAUGCAUUUUUUUGACCGAAGUAUUAUUAUUUACAAAAAGAAAAAGUUGAGCGUUUUUAAAGAUUUUGUUUUCAAGUUUAAUUUACUCUCUGCUCUGCAUUUAAAAAAAAGAGGUGAAAAAAAAAAAACUUUAACGGAAUAUGCUGUCUUCCUAUCAGUAAGAAGAUUUCUUUGAUUCAGUGCCUUUUUAAUAUAAAUCCAUCUAAAAAGCCAACUAAAACAAAAAAUACGUAAAAAUACGUAUAUAAGUGAACUAAUAACUUUGUAAUGCAAAUAGUAUAACUUUUGUAGGUAAUUUUUUUGUAAAUGUUUUUUAACUACGCGAGAGUCAUUCGUAUGAAU
Messenger RNA from Pseudomyrmex gracilis, 2887 nucleotides. RefSeq names its product protein germ cell-less (gene gcl). Bases 154 to 1611 code for a protein of 485 amino acids. The record is from RefSeq and is a predicted model, not a curated record. The transcript is spliced from 8 exons. NCBI's taxonomy places the organism in Eukaryota, Metazoa, Arthropoda, Insecta, Hymenoptera, Formicidae. Gene Ontology annotation, molecular function: protein binding. Gene Ontology annotation, biological process: germ cell development.